Messenger RNA from Drosophila willistoni, 694 nucleotides. It is a transcript of the gene mRpL54, whose product is annotated as 39S ribosomal protein L54, mitochondrial. NCBI's taxonomy places the organism in Eukaryota, Metazoa, Arthropoda, Insecta, Diptera, Drosophilidae. Bases 110 to 508 code for a protein of 132 amino acids. Gene Ontology annotation, molecular function: structural constituent of ribosome. The record is from RefSeq and is a predicted model, not a curated record. The transcript has 3 exons. Gene Ontology annotation, cellular component: mitochondrial large ribosomal subunit.
CUGCUUGAAAGAGCUAAGGCAUUUCGUAAUCGUAAAUAGUUGGACAAAUUUGUUUAAUUCUGAAUGAAAUCACAGCUCUACACAGAAGAUAUAUAAAUAUAUAGCAACUAUGAACAAUUUAACAAUGGCAUUAAGUUUGGCGAAGCAACGAAUUUUGGUGGCACCACUUCCAGCGCUGGUACGUUCGUUUGCGGCGAAGCCGGCAGCAGCAGCUAGCAAAAAGAAAAAGCUGGGCAAAUUGGGACCUAUUAUGGAGAAGAAAGUCAUACCUGUUGAAACGGACGCCACCAAAUUGGUGAACUACGUUUGUGGGAGCAACUAUUUAAAAUCUGGCGAGGAUAUUAAGCUCAAACCGGACUCCGAGUAUCCCGAAUGGCUGUGGACGCUAAAUACAGAACGUAUUAUUCCUCUAGACGAAUUGGAUCCCAACAGCAAACAAUAUUGGAGACGUCUGCGAAAGCUGGCGCUUCGGCGAAACAAUCAAUUAUCCAAACUUAAGAAGUUUUAAGAGUUUCCAGAGUUUAUGUAGCUUUAAGGUCUUAUCAAAAGACCCAAGAGAAUAGAAUGAAAUGUUGACCUUCAACCCAUGUUAAGUGUGCAAUUAUGUCCAUUCUACAGAGUGUUGAUGUUGCAUGAUAUUUGCCUUGUAAACACUUUGAUUGCAAAUACAAUAUACAAUAUUUUUCUGAUAAAA